AUGCAUAGAAUCAUAUGUUUUAUCUUAUUGAUUUGUCUGUCCAUACAGUUACACGCAAAUCCUGUUCAAAAAAGCGAGACUGAACUGUACGAAGAAGCAAUUAAGCUUUUUAAUAAAGAAAAAUAUAAACAAGCUAUUAGAGUUCUGCAAAAGGUUGAAGACUUAUUCCCCCUUUCUUACUGGGCAAUGCAAGCAAAAUUGUUAUCUGGCAUAUCUAGCUACAACAUUGGUGAUUACAGUAGUGCUGCAAACAGCAUGGAUGAAUAUAUAUAUAUUUAUUCUAACAGUCCUGACCUAGCAUAUACAUAUUACUUGAGAAUAUUAUCCUACUAUAUGCAAAUUGAUAAGGUACAGCUUAGUCAGCAAACUGCUUACAAAACUCUGGAACUAGCUGUAGAAUAUACUAAUCUCUUUCCGCGAAGUGAAUAUGUAGAUGAUGUAAAAGAAAAAAUAAAACUAGUUACAAAACAUAUAACAGAAAAAGAGUAUGCCAUAGGAAGAUUCUAUCUUAGACGUGGAGAAUAUCUGGCAGCAAUAAAGCGUUUUCGCAAUGUAAUAAAUAGUAAAAAUUCUAGUUAUUUAUCUCAAUCUCUUAACUAUUUAGUAACGACUCACUCAGCUCUUGGCCUUAAAUCAGAAGCUGAACAGUAUGCAAAUAUGUUGACUGACGUCAAAUCUCAGUUGGACUACCCGUCGGACCCAUAA
Messenger RNA from Cinara cedri, 705 nucleotides. NCBI's taxonomy places the organism in Eukaryota, Metazoa, Arthropoda, Insecta, Hemiptera, Aphididae. The record is from the annotation of a GenBank genome assembly.